AUUAGUUUCUAUUCUAGGUAUGAAAACUGGAACCAUAAACUAUUGAAGACAAACUCUUUGAAUCUAUACAUGGACGCCCUAGAAGAAAUUGAUGCUGGGAACUAUACUUGCAUGGCUAGCUUACCAUCUACCAAUGUCACCCUUCAGAAACAUUUCUUCCUGAAAAUUAAUAAUAGAAAAGGUCAUUGCGGUAAAAACCAUUUUUCAUGUAACUCAGAAACAUGUAUUCAUCAAAGAUAUGUUUGUGAUGGAAGGCUAGACUGUGCUGAUGGGGAGGAUGAAUCUGAACGAAAUUGUGGGACGUCGCCUUGUCAAGGAAAGCUAACAUGUGAUGGAAGAUGUAUUCCAGUUUCAUGGUGUUGUCAGCAGUUCAUUGAUGCUAAUUGCACAGCCACUGUCAGACUCGCUUGUUGCUCAGAAAUUCAUAAACCAUAUAUCGACAGUGACAACGGAAUAUCUUCUGCUGAUCAACAACGAUUGAAUGAUAUCCACUUUCUGCAGACCACAAUCUACAUUGUCAUCGGUAGUGCAAUCGCUUUUAUGCUGGUAGUUACCAUAUUGGUUGUUACAAUAUGCAGGACUCACAUGAAGCGAACGGUUCUUAGUGCUCGGUAUCCAGUUACUGAUAGACGUAGUCGGCCUAACAAUGUGAAUAACCAACUGCGUUAUCCAUAUCAUCUACGGAAUCCUCUCAGUCUCCACCACCGUCUAGAAACCGAGAUUUAUGACUUGGACUUGUACCUCAACCGUUCAUCAGGCUUGAACUGCCUUGUAACUUACAACAUAAAUAAUGGAGUACAAUUUGUGGGACAUCCUGUGGAGCCUCCACCCUACUCUGAGGUAAUUUCGUUGCCUCCUCGCGAAGGUCCACCUCCUCCCUAUGUCUCGAGGGAAAAUGUUUGUAGACAAGGACAAACAGAGAGUGACGCACUAUUGGAGAAUGCUAGUGCUGCACCAUCCAACCAGGAGAGGAAUGUUGAAAGUAGUGAUGAAACGUACUUCUGGCCCAGAAUCGCAGUCAGGAGAUGCUCAUCCAGUGAUGAUACACUAUCUGAAGAAAAUCGAACCGUAAGGCCUAGCGAUAGUAGUGAUUCUUCUGAUAAUCCAAUGCCGAAUUCUGGUUAAAAAUGUUAGAUAAAAUCUAAAUUUGUAAGCCAUUCCACCACCACAAAUUUCUAUGACCACAACAUACCGUAAGGGAAUUUAUUUUUCACAUAACAUGACCACAUUAUUGUUGUAUUGAAUGUAUUACCUGUUGUUAACCUGUACUGAAACAUGUAAAUCCAAAUUUUUAUUGAAACAUAAUGGUACGUACAUGUCACAGAGACAAGUAGUGCUUUUAAACUAAAUAGUAAAUAAUAGAGCUUAAAUACUGUAGUAGUCUCAUACAGACAAAGUUCCGUACAAACAAGUAGUUUUAAAAGAGACGGUCUCACACAAGUUCUCACUCGAACAAGUAGACAAGUAGAGUCUCAUUCGAACAAGUAGAGUCCAACUCGAAAAGUAGAGUCCAACUAGAAAAACUACAGUCCGACUGGAAAAGUACAGGUCAACUAGAAAAAGUACAGUCCGACUGGAAAAGUACAGUACAACUCGAAAAAUUAGAGUCCAACUCGAAGAAGUAGAAAAGUAGAAUCUCAUUCGAAUAAGUAGAGUGUUUGUAGGAACUAGUUGGCGUGGCGUGUUGCCUACAUCUCAAGAUGAAGGCAUUUCAUUUGCUCUAGUAAAUUGAAUGUCGGCUGUUUUUUAAUAAUAUAUACAUAUAUAUAUAUGUAUUAUGGUGAUGAAGUCACAUAAUAAUAUGUGUAAAUAAUGUCGUAACAUCAUUCAUAGAACUACUUGUUUCUACGAAACAUUGUCUGUAUGAAUUCUAUGCCAUUGAUGGAAACUUAUUGAGACCUAUUUUCUAAGUUACUAUUGAACCAGUCAAGGGAUUACUUUCUAGCAUGUCAGACUUAUGCGUUUUUCUGUCUAUAGAAUUGAAUGCCUUUGCCAGGUCGAGGGAUGUUAUCAGGAAACUGUUUUUGUUGCCUAUUUUUCCACUAAAGUGCCUUAUUAAUUCAAAGAACGCGUGUGAUGUGCCCCGAUCCUGUCUGAAACCAAACUGACAUUAUCAGAAAUAUUUUUUUCCUGUUCAAUAUAACUGGAUGGUUAGAUGAAUUUUGAUGCUGAACUAAGUAAGGAGAUUGGUCUGAAAUUUGAAGUUAAUGAUAACAUCAAUAUCACUAUAUAAUUUGGGUGAGUUUUGGUUGUUGGUGCUAUUAUUAUUCAAAGGCAUCUGCACUUUGAUUUGUUUUUUUUUUGCAACAUAUCGUAAUCAAAUUCUUCUAAUUUUAGUUUGAAUCUCAAUAGUUUUGAAUUAGGCUCUUUCAUAGAGAAUAUCCAUUGUAGGGGUUUGUGGUCAGUGAAUAUUUCAACUUUUCUUACAUGGUGAUAGGGGCGGAAGUACUUGGUUUCCCAAACUAUUUCCAACAGUAUUUUUUCAAUAGUUGAAAAAUUCAUUUCGGUUACAUGAAGUGUUCUACUUGCAUAUGUACAAGGCAGGUCUAUCUGUCUUUGUCCUGGCUGAGAACUGCUUCAACAGCUAAAUUGCUUGCGUCCGUCGUAAGGUUAAAUUGUUUGUCAAAAUCAGGAUAUUCUUACAAUUUUCAAAAUAUGUAAUGUAUUCUGGGUCUUUCAUAUUAAUCUUUUUGAAACAUUUAGUUUUGUUGAAUGAGUAAAAUUAUUUAUGAAUUUUCUAUAGUAUCCUUCUUUCGUGUCUGGGGGCACACAGAGUCAAAUACUACUCAAAAAUUUAGCCGCAGAAACUGCUUUGUCAUUCCCUAAAAUAAUAUCCUCCAUCUUGCGAUGUAUUUCCAUAUUUGGACAGGUCAUGAGGUGUUGAUAGUUUUGAGUGAUUGCACAUUGGCACAUUGCAUCCUCACUAUAACCCUAUCCGACCUGCAUCUAGUGUCACCUGUUCUCAAACGAUUCAGAGACUUCCAUGUAGUGUAUGGCAGAUGGAAACCGGCAGCCCCUUCCUCCACAAAGCAAGUCUUCGAACUUGUGGUGUUAUAAGCUCAUUAGUUGUUUUGAUGAAACUUUGCCGGGAUUUCAAUCUGUGUUGUUAUCACAGCCAUUGCUAUAUCUUAUGCUUUAUUUCAAGGAAUAGAGUCACCCAUCUCAAUUAAUGUGUUCUUCUCAAGUAUAGACUCUUAGACUCUUUGUUAACUAGAAUUAAAGUGAUAGUAACUCAAAAUUCAAACUUAAAGAAAUGAACUUCAAAUUAAAGGAAACUCAUGCUGGUUUCUCUUAUUAAACUUAAACCAUUAAAGUUCAAGUUCUAUGAAAACAUUAUUUUGUAGAGGUAAUUUUUAUCAUCAUUCGCAUUUUUAUCUCAUACUGAAUUAUAUAUAAUCAUGUUUGAAUAUUGAUGAAAUAUAUAACUACAGUAUUUUAAAAGCAAAUAAUGUUCACUUCCAAUAUGUCAGCAUUUUUUAUAGGACGCUCACUAGCUAUAGAUAUAAUCUACAUUGAAGUUUAUGUUCAUCAAUAACAAAUUCCUUUAUGAAGUGAAUGGACCUACAGAGGUCCUGUUUGAAAUCAAUGAAUCAACAGCUGAUUUCUAGGGCCGUUCUCUGUUAUAAAGAGUACAGCACUGAGCUGUAUUCAAAAGAUGAUUUUUCAGCCAAGUUCAAUUCAUUAACUAAACUUUAACUGAAAUCUGUAUUCAAAGAUGAAUUAAAACUGUAAUUAUUCGAAAAAUUCAAUAAAUUGUGAAUUACUAAAACAAAAUUAGAACAAUAAUUAGUCAUACAAUCAAUCAAAUUUAUUGCCUUACAAAACAAAUUUUUCCAUUGAAUACAGAUUAGAAAAUAUAAUAUUCUUAGAACUAGAAAUAUUAUUUUUCAAAUAAUUUAUAUUAAUUUGGCAACACGAACAAAAUCAUAGUUUGAGGAGUGCUGAUGACUAGUAACAAAACUGAAAAACUAUUAUAUUACUUUCUAAAGAAAAAUUAUAUUGUAACACAUUAGGCUAAACUAUAAUGUUAUAACUAUACAAUUCAACCAUGUAACAGUAGUGAAAAUCUAUAUUAAUAAUGUCAACUUGAAACUGGACGCUGUACGUUAAUGUAAUCAACAAAGAAAUCGUGAAAAGUGAUCUCGCUAUCAUGGAAGUGAAUGUUGCAGACAUCAAAAACUCUCUUCAUUGUCGACCUUUCAACCAAGUCAGCUCAACUCUCUAAAAUCAGACAAAUUUGUUGCUUGGCUUCCAACAUUCAAUAAUGAUGCUCAAAAAUCAACUAGUCUACCAUCCCAGAACCAUAAUAUACAAUCAAUGUGCAGUCAUAUCAUAGGAGAAAGUUGAAGCACCUAAUAUAUAUGUCGACUCUCAUGGAAUGCCUCAUAUGAAGUACAUUGUGUUGAGAAGGCUAUCUUAUGUAAAGGUAUUGAGAGAUCGAGGAAAUGCCACUCGGUAGACUGAAUGGACUCGGUGAGACCGGAUACACUGGACGAAGACCUUCAAUCGGUAGUAGCGAAGGGCAGGGACGGUGGUCAAUGGGCCAGUGAUUCAACUCUGCAUUGUACUUCUACUUCCAAACCAUCUAGACCAGAUGGAAUCAUCCAAACAUGAAUUCAGCAAAGCAUCCGCCUGCAGUGCAAUUAACCGAAUCAGCAAUUAACAGACAUGCGCAGUGAGAGGUCGGCAGACUUCUCCAGAAACUUCUGCUGAUUUGAACGAACGUGAAAGCUGCUGCAGAAGCGAAUGAGAACCAGUGUGGGUGAAGAAAAUUGCUGCAAAUCCAUCUCCACGAUAGAAGCUUUCAAUUCUCUGCCAAGUGAGAUAGUAUUUAGAGCCACUAAAGGGUGCAAUUAAAAGUAUUUAAUAGACACAACCCCCAAUAGCAAACUGGUCGAAGACCUCACAAAAUAAUUCAAUCGGUAGUAGCGACGCUUGUUGGAACGUUGUCGAGAAUCCAAGGUUCCUUACGAGUGUGUGAUGGUGUGUUCAGAUAUCUUGUUGAAAUUUUCUGAUUUCUAAGUGUUGUACUCAACAUUUUGAAUUCAUCUUCUGAUGUAGACUCACAUGUCAAAUGCUACCAAGCAUUGCUUGAUUUUGUAGCGUUUUUGGACAAGAAGAAACUAAACUAUGCAAAGAGAAUGGUGUUUAAAAAGAGGGUAGCUUCCGUUGCUCAUUACAGUUCACUGCAAAACUCCUCUUCCCGACGACAAUAAUUCAUCACAAAGACGACAGUGAUGUAGUAGCGAUUUCAGUGAUUACAAACAUGAAUAACAGUGCAAAAGAUGAAGAAAAAUUUCAAAAUUCUACAUAAAAGACACCCAUAUGGCUUUACCUGCUCCGAACUACCUGCUUUGUAUGAGACUGAAUUCAACGCUACGUUUUGUUGCCAAGAUUAUGGUUCCAAUAUAUUAUUAAAAUUGCAUCAGAACAUUCGGAAAUAUCAAGUUUUUUUCAAGAUUCGAUAAGACAAAUGACUCGUUAUUGAAGCUUCUUCAAACAUGAUUGACAAAAAACCAGGAAUUCACUUGAACGUUUUUAACCAUGAGAAAUCUUUGAAAAUAUUCUAGUAGUACAGAAAUCAACAGGGAUGGUCUUCCAAAAGGUCAGGUAUUGGAAAAUUAUCAAGAUUAUAAUAACGAACCUUUC
Messenger RNA from Nilaparvata lugens (brown planthopper), 5649 nucleotides. Its product is annotated as low-density lipoprotein receptor class A domain-containing protein 3-like. The transcript has 7 exons. The record is from RefSeq and is a predicted model, not a curated record. Gene Ontology annotation, molecular function: protein binding. Bases 70 to 1125 code for a protein of 351 amino acids. NCBI's taxonomy places the organism in Eukaryota, Metazoa, Arthropoda, Insecta, Hemiptera, Delphacidae. Gene Ontology annotation, cellular component: plasma membrane.